CAGCUGACUGUGAGUGAGAUGGUGUGUUGAAGGACCUCUGAGGCGAAAACCUGCUAUUAUAUGUGCUAUGCAUGGGAAACUGCCACUAUUUGACUGAAUUACACCGCGUGGACCAAACACUGAAGCCGUUAAACACAUCGUGAUUUCCUUACAUCAGACACCCGGUGGACAAACUUCCUGCCAGCAGCCAUGACAGAAUUCUGGUUGAUCUCCGCUCCGGGGGAGAAGACAUGCCAGCAGACCUGGGACAAGAUGAUGGUCGCCACAUCACGCACCAACAAUCUCUCCACCAACAACAAGUUCAACAUCCCUGACCUCAAGGUCGGAACACUAGACGUCUUAGUGGGUCUGUCGGAUGAGCUGGCUAAACUGGACACUUUUGUGGAAAGUGUGGUGAAGAAGGUCGCUCAGUACAUGGCUGAUGUUCUGGAGGACAGUCGAGACAAAGUCCAAGAGAAUCUGCUGGCUAAUGGAGUUGACCUGGUCACCUAUAUCACCAGGUUUCAGUGGGACAUGGCUAAGUAUCCAAUCAAACAGUCUCUGAAAAACAUCUCUGAGAUUAUCUCCAAGCAAGCAACUCAGAUAGACAACGAUCUGAAGGCCAGAGCUUCAGCCUACAACAAUCUGAAGGGAAAUCUGCAGAAUCUGGAGAGGAAGAAUGCGGGGAGCUUGUUGACCAGGAGUCUGGCUGACAUAGUGAAGAAAGAGGACUUUGUACUGGACUCAGAGUACCUGAUUACCAUGCUGGUAGUCGUCCCAAAGGUAAGCUAUGCUGACUGGCAGAAGACGUAUGAAACGCUGGCAGAAAUGGUCGUACCACGCUCCACUAAGCUGCUGUUCGAAGACAACGACAGUGGCCUGUUCAGCGUCACUCUCUUCAGGAAGGCUGUAGACGACUUCAAGCACAAGGCCAGAGAAAACAAGUUUACAGUGCGUGAUUUCCAGUACAAUGAGGAGGAGAUGAGGGCAGACAAAGAAGAGAUGACACGUUUGUCCACUGACAAGAAGAAACAGUUUGGGCCUUUGGUACGAUGGCUGAAAGUAAAUUUCAGUGAAGCCUUCAUCGCGUGGAUUCACAUAAAAGCUCUGCGUGUGUUUGUGGAGUCGGUAUUGAGAUAUGGGCUGCCAGUCAACUUCCAGGCCAUGCUGCUUCAGCCCAACAAGAAGAACAUGAAGAAGCUGAGGGAGGUGCUGUACGACCUGUACAAACAUCUGGACAGCAGCGCUGCGAUCAUUGAUGCCUCCAUGGACAUCCCAGGUCUGAAUUUGAGCCAGCAGGAGUACUACCCCUAUGUUUACUACAAGAUCGACUGCAACCUGCUGGACUUCAAAGUCUAGAUACGUUGCCAUCAUCAUCGUCAUCAUGUGCAGUAGUGUUCUGAAAAGCUUUAAUUUAUCUCCACUACCUUUUCCUCUUUUCUCACUUUUUUUUUGUGUUCUCAUUCUCUUUGCCCCCUCUCAUGUUCCUGCCACAUUCCUGGGUGUAUAUAGAAUAAGUCAUUAGGAAUCACAGUGCUGAUUGCUGGUGGUGAGUAAGGUCAGAUGGAUAACAGGUAAACUGAUCUCCAAUCAUAAUUUCUCUUCUAAUGUACUUGAACAUGGGUCCUCUCCUCUCUUGUCACUUUCCCUUUGAACCAAACGGUAGAAGUGAACUGCUUCACAGUGUUCACCCACCAAAACUGUUGACAUUCCCUCAUGGCAUCAAAGGACGUGUAAAAUGCUGCAUUUUUACUGUUGUUUUUUUUUCCCCUCAUCCUUCUUAAUUUAAAGUAACAUGAACGGCACAGAUAUGGAGAAAAUGGAGAGAAAUAUAAAUGUAUGUUAUAUAUAGUAUUUAUUUAAGACUCUAAAAUCAGUGAAUGUGUUUUUUUUUUCCAGUUUUUGAAGGUGAUGUGUUUUUAGUUCCAUGUAAGGAAUGUCUGUUUACAAGUAGACGUAGACCAUUGUUUCCCUUACUCAAUAUAUAAUCCUGUGAAAUGCUGAAACUGGUCAUUUUACAGUAUAAAGAAGCAAUAUGUUUGCUGCUUGUAUGCUCCUUUGAUUUCUGUAUAUUAAACAUUUUAAAAAUAAUUAUGAUAGGUCUAUGUGCAAAUACUGUAUUGUCAGUAAAACUGAAAAUUGAACUACAUAUUUAAAAUAAAUGUGAAAAUAAAU
Molecule: messenger RNA, 2154 nt
Organism: Toxotes jaculatrix (banded archerfish)
Lineage: Eukaryota; Metazoa; Chordata; Actinopteri; Toxotidae
Gene: atp6v1c1b
Product: ATPase H+ transporting V1 subunit C1b
Exons: 13
Coding region: 190-1338 (382 amino acids)
Biological process (GO): proton transmembrane transport
Cellular component (GO): vacuolar proton-transporting V-type ATPase, V1 domain; lysosomal membrane
Molecular function (GO): proton-transporting ATPase activity, rotational mechanism
Source: RefSeq, a predicted model, not a curated record